This is a messenger RNA of Acaulospora morrowiae, 1029 nucleotides long. Lineage: Eukaryota; Fungi; Glomeromycota; Glomeromycetes; Diversisporales; Acaulosporaceae. The record is from the annotation of a GenBank genome assembly.
AUGUACACACAUACUAGUGGCGAAGAUCCCGAAAAUUCCUCCAAUUUUAUCAAAAAUUUUGUGGAAAUCUUUAAGGGAAUUCUUGGCAAAAUCAUUGAUAAUAAGUUUACCGAGAAAGAACAUAAAGAAUUUAUCGAGGCCGCGAAAAGUAUUGAUAUAAACAGCCUGAACGCAACUUUCAAAAAUCUCUAUGAUUUCCCUGGAGAACAUCUACGCAUUAAAGAAAAAUCAGAACAGAUUUAUGAGAUUUUGCUUCGAAUAGAUGGUUGCAAUCUCGACAAAAAGUGUUGGGCUCCUGAAUGGAACACACUAUGCAGAAGAUAUAAAAAUCUAAUGAUGAACUCGAAAGAAGAUGCCAGGACGUUAUCUACUUAUUCCAGAAAUCACGUCAAAAAAACACUUCCAAUUUUGAAGAGUAAUAAAAUUUCCAAGGCCGAAAAAGAAAACCAUAUAAAGCGAAUCAGAAACUUUAUUGAAAAGAAUAAAGAAAAGGCCAAAAAAAACUCUGUAAAUUUUGAUCAAUACAAACGGGAUGUUAUUAAGUUCAGCUUUGGUUACGUUGGCAUUCUUGUUGCCGGCGCAUAUCAAGUACCUCUUGCGCUUACUGUACUCAAUAAGAUUGGAUGCGGAACCACUCUAGCUAAAAUCGUAUGCGGAACCGCUCUAGCCGGGACUAGUUAUGGUUGUUCCUACGCAGCUUGUAAAACAAGAAAUUCAGUCAUUAAAAAUGAGCUCAAGGAAAAACAAAUUGUACUUUACAAACAGAUUGAAAAGGCAUCUGCAUGGUCCGAACAAAUUAUAGAAUCAUUAAAUAAAUUUGAAGAAAUUGCAGAUAUUAUUUCUUCAUUUUGGGAAGUUAUUGAUUCAUGUUUGAACGACUUUUUGAAUGAUGAAUCGGUUUAUGGUGAUUUUUUGAAUAGUAUUCCACAAGAUGAGUAUAAACUUCUUGAAGAUUGCUGGAAUGUAUUUGCCGUUAGUUUAGAUAUAUAUGUUUCUGAGGUGACUAAAGUUAAGGUUAAGGAGAGUUGA